AUGCAGUUCCUCACUUCACUCCUCUUGCUGCUCCCAUUCUGUGCAUAUCAGGUGACAGUCCAUGCACAAGCACACGAGCCGGGGACAUCUUCCUGCACAGACACGCAUAUCUUCCUCGCCCGAGGUCUGAACGAAGACUAUCCAGGUCGACAAUCAGACUUGGCAACAGAGCUAGCCGAAGUCCUGUAUCAGUCUCCGAACAGUUCAAGCUAUGAAGAUAUCAUGUACACCAGCUCUUUCGAGGCGAAUUACUGUGAUUCGAUCUUCGAGGGUGUCGUGAAUGGCAAGGCGCAGAUGAUAGCGUAUAAUGAGCGUUGCCCGAAGUCAAAGUUGGUUGUGAGUGGGUACUCUCAAGGCGCGUAUGUGGUGGGCGAUAUGUUUGCUGGUGGGGGUGGGACAUUUGGAAAUUGCGUUCAAGGCAGUAAUGAGGGACUGGAUAUCAAUUCAGAUGCUGGAAAAAUGGUUACCGCCAUUCUGAUAUGGGGAUCGAGACGCCACACUGCAUCUCAACCAUACAACACAUUUUCUGGCGCCGAAAAGAACGGCACUUAUCCCCGACCAGCUUCUCAACUUGAGACAUUGAAGCAGUGGACACCUGUCCUACGAGAUUAUUGUGUUGCCACGGAUCCCAAUUGUGCAGGUGGGAAUGUAAAUGAAGACCAUUGGAAUUAUUUCGAACUGUACACGGAUCAGGCCGCUCAGUGGAUCAAGAAUCAGGUGGACAACAACAUCACGGUUGCGUCGGUGGUGGCGCCUUCGGACAGUACUGCAUCAUCCACCACUCAGUCUACUAUCACCAGUUCUGCAACGCCAGGCAUGACAGGGACGUCAACUUCAUCAUUGACAAAUUCAGCCACUUCGUCGAGUUCAGCUUCGACCUCCUCGUCCGGAAGUGCGGCUUCAACGUCUUAUACGGUCAACAUGAUCGGUCUUGCAAUAGCGGGAAUAUUUGCUGCCUCCAUCUAG
Messenger RNA from Cadophora gregata, 966 nucleotides. RefSeq lists its product as uncharacterized. NCBI's taxonomy places the organism in Eukaryota, Fungi, Ascomycota, Leotiomycetes, Helotiales, Ploettnerulaceae. The record is from RefSeq and is a predicted model, not a curated record. Gene Ontology annotation, molecular function: hydrolase activity. The transcript is spliced from 2 exons. Bases 1 to 966 code for a protein of 321 amino acids.